Babjeviella inositovora NRRL Y-12698 is the source of this 1650-nucleotide messenger RNA. It is a transcript of the gene UTP18, whose product is annotated as Utp18p. Gene Ontology annotation, cellular component: small-subunit processome; Pwp2p-containing subcomplex of 90S preribosome. The record is from RefSeq and is a predicted model, not a curated record. The coding region runs from base 25 to 1602 and encodes 525 amino acids. Gene Ontology annotation, molecular function: protein binding. NCBI's taxonomy places the organism in Eukaryota, Fungi, Ascomycota, Pichiomycetes, Serinales. The transcript has a single exon. Gene Ontology annotation, biological process: rRNA processing.
CCUCUUGCCAUUCCAAUCUACACCAUGAUUGAUCCCAAGAACAAAGAGAACAUCCCGAUUCCACCUAAGGAUGAGGAAGAGUUGGCAUUGGAAAAGUUGGUGUUCGGCGACUUGGAAGGCUUCGAGGCCAACCUCAAAAAGAUCGACAACUUGUACGACUUUGAGGACGAUUCCGACGUGGAAGAAGAGAUAGAGUCCGGUGAUUCCGAUGCAGAAGACUACUCCAAGCUCAACGAUGACCAGUUGUUCUUCGUGGACGAGGGCGAAAAUGCUGAUGAUACUAUGGAUGUGGAUGAGAGCUCUGAAGAAGAGUCGAAUGAAGAGUCGGACGACGCCUGGAACGACAGUGACGACGACAAGAUCAACAUCUCGCUCAUUGCAUCGCACAGAACCAAGAAAUUGAGAACGUCCGAAUCUGAGGCGUACGUCAGCGGGAAGUCGUACGUCACCAGAUUGAGAUCGCAGUUUGAAAAGAUCUACCCGAAGCCGGGAUGGGUGGCGACGCUCGCCGAAGAACCAGCGUCCGAUGCGUCCGACGUGGAAGACGAGCUUGAGAACAACACCAACUCCUUGUUGAAGGUCCUCUCAACCACCGCCGCAUACAACGAUACCGGGGCCAAACUUACCAAGCUCCUCGCACCGAAUAAGAUCGAUAUUGUGCGUUUGAAGGACGCCAACCAGUCACAUCCGUCGCGGGCCGCGAUCCAGACCAUAUCGUUCCAUCCGUCGCAUCCACUCAUGUUGACUGGUGGCUACGACCGUACAUUGCGCAUCUACCACAUCGAUGGCAAGGUUAACAACGUGGUGACGACACUCCAUCUCAGGGAUGCGCCAGUUCAGACCGCUCAGUUCCAUCCAAACGGAGGCACCAAGAUCUUCAGUGGUGGUAGAAGAAAGUAUUUACACAAGUGGGACUUGGAAUCUGGUGCGGUUGAGAAGAUUAGCAGAAUGUACGGCCACGAAAACACUCAAAGAUCCAUGGAGUACUUUAAGAUCUCGCCGAAGCACGGCAAAUAUAUCGCCUUGACCGGUAACAGCGGCUGGUGCAAUAUCUUGUCUGGGAGUACCGGACAGUGGAUCAACGGUUUCAAGAUCGAGGGCAACUUGGUCGAUAUUGCCUUCUCGGCCGAUGAAUCCUCUAUCUUUGUCGUUAGUCACACCGGUGAAAUCUGGCAAUGGGACAUCGAGAAUAACAAGAUCGCCAGUAAAUGGACCGAUGAGACGGGUGUGGGUAUCACCAAGAUCCAGGUCGGUGGAAAGGGCGACAGGUGGGUUGCCGUGGGCUCCAAUAGUGGUAUUGUUACCGUCUACGACAGAACCAAGGGUGUCAAGAAGCCCAUCGGUGUGAUUGAGAACUUGACCACCACUAUCUCCUCCUUGGAAUUUUCACCAGACGGUCAGGUCUUGUGUAUCGCUAGUAGAUCCAAAAAGGACGCCUUGAAGUUGGUCCAUCUUCCAAGUUGCACCGUCUUCUCUAACUGGCCAACGAUGGCCACCCCGUUGGGCAAGGUCACCGCGAUCGCCUUCAGUAAUGGUGGCGAGAUGCUCUGCAUUGGUAACGAAGCCGGGAAGGCUCGGUUGUACAAAUUGAAUCACUACUAGGGUUGUAGGCCACAGGUCUGUGUAUAUUAAUGUUUGAUUAGAAGAUGG